AUGACAUUUUAACCCUAAUGAACAUUCGAACCAUAGUCUCAUCAACAUCGAACUGUGACGAGACAACACUAGUUAUUCUCCAUAUUGACAGGAUUAAUUAGCAGGAACAAGGCAUGUGCAGUUACUAUGGGAGUGGUAAGCCAUAUGUGUACUAUAGUCAACAGUAGUAGAGAUGCAAAUGAACAUGAUCGCUCAAAAGCAUAUUGUUAAAUUGGGAAAACUUGUUUGACACCCAACUCGUUAACUAACAACUUUGCUUGCAAGUCAACUCAAUAGUAAGUGAGCCAAGUUUGAGCUAGACACGAGAACUUGCCAGGCGCACAAGGUAACUCUAUGUGUGACACGCAGAGCUUAGCUUGCGAUCUAACUUGGUUACGGCUCGAGCUAGCUCGACUUUGUGCUUUGCGAGUUGGAUCCUUUUGAGGUCAAGACUUGGCUUUAUAGUUUUGUUUGAGCCCGGGCGACUGGGCGUCACUCGGGUCCAAGGGGUUUGGGGCGUCAGCCAUGACCUUGAAGGGGUAGGCGCCCCGCCUCGUCAGAAGCAAGAAAAGAGAAGAAGUGUAUAGAGAGAGAAAGUAGAGAGAAGUAGUAGUAAGAGUAGAUAGAUUGCCAUUUAUGAGGAGAGAACUCCUAUUUAUACACAUUUGAGGGUUAGGUAGUGGUAUGGGCGCCUGCCAAGCCAUAAAUGCUCUGGUCGGGCGCCUCAGACCUUCUGACACUGUUCAUAGUCCUUUUUGGCAGAGGGUGUCCCCCUGCCCCUUGUCCUUGCUGAUGUCAGGUGCCUGGCCUUGUCUCUUGUCUCCCAGCCUUGUCUUUUUCCUCUUGUCUUCUUUCCUUCUCCAUGUCAUUAGCCAUGGUAUUAAUUCCUUAGUCACUAUGAUACCCUGUCAAGUUUAGUUUAUGGAGCUCAUCUCAAUACAACUUCAAAAUUGCUUGCAUUGACUCGUAAGUUGAUUAGAUUAUAACGCACAACAUAACUUGAUUUGAGACUAUAAAUAUGCGAUGAGUAUAUUCUCACUAAUUAUUUACAAAAAUAUUUUACAUUUAAUAUAAUGUUUUAAUCGAUAACAUACAAUAUGAUGAAAACUUUCACUUGAAGUUAAACUCAAAUAGAUCGAACUCGUGAGAUAAUUAAUGAACAUAACUCAAAAUUGAACCAAUAUUUAAUAAGCGAGGCUAGUUCAAAAUCAACUUAUUUUUAAUAACCAGAACUAGAUCAUGCAGUUUAACCUAAUCAUCUUGUCUUAAAAUUGCCUCACAAAAACACACAUCACAUCAUUUCACAAUAUUUACCUCUUUCAUGUCAAUUCAAAACAAUGCAAAACUAAUCAAUUCAAAUUCGCUCAUCCCAACUAUUGGAUUCUUUGCCAAAUGAAACUAUUUAACCGAGAUUGCCAUAUCCAAACGAUAGCUUCUCCCCGGUGAAAAGUGAAAAGUGAAAACCCUACGACUACGAGAAGAAAAAUCCAAACUGUAGUUGAGAGUAGAGGAGUAGAGAAGAGAGAAGACCGAAGGGAACAGAGUGUGGCAAUUUGUCGUAAUAAUCUGCACGCAACCGCCUUGUUUGGCAGAAUGUCAGAUGUGACCGUUUCCCGAGAAAAGCAAUACACGCGGCACCUCCGAAGAGGUGACCCCAAAAGCUGUCAAACAAACGGCCCUUUUAUCCCGUCCCCUUUGUGCCCAUCGCUGCCCUUCCAGCCGUUGGAUCAGAAUCGCAACACCCCAUCUGGCCUCUAGUCAAACGGCCAAACCCGCUCUCCCCACUAACUACAGUUAAACUAACCCACAGACAUAGUCCAUAAAGACAAUAACACCCUUGUCACUCCUGUUUUACUACACUCCUGCCAUCAUCUCUCCAAUCUAUAAAUCCUGCCCUGGAGACUCGCUAGGUUUGCCGAACCAAAUAGCCGAAGGGGGCUCUAAAGAAAAUACCCAAAAAGCCCCUCUCCCAUUUCCUCCCCAGCCUUCUCCUUCCUCCUCUCUCUUCUCCUCCUACCCUUCCUUGGCUUUGAAAAAAAUAGGCAUGGGCUCGAAUUCCAAGAGAUCCAGCGGGCCGGUGCUCCGGUCGCUGUCUCCGCGCGGCCGAUUCCCGUCGUACAACUCCGCCGGUCAUCUCUCAUCUUCCUCGUCCUCGUCGGCGUUCGCCUCUUCCACGAGUUCGAGCUUUUACUCUCCGCCGUCGGCCUUCUUCCGCACCACCGCUCCGCCACACAGAUCCGCCUCUCCGACGCGCGUGAAUCUGUACUCCCAGAGUCCUCCGUCGCCGACGUUCCGAUUCUCCAUCGACAGAUCCACAUCUCCCAAUCGGAACAUAUCCGUCGCGACGAAGCACACCAAUCACAUCUCCAGCCUCCCCGCGAGGAAGACGUGUAUGUGCUCUCCGACCUCGCAUCCCGGAUCGUUCCGUUGCAGCCUCCACAAGAACAGCCACCAGAACGGCCACGCCGGAGGGAGCUCGUUCACGCCGAACAGGCUGAACAUGAGGAGAUCCGCGAUGACGAAUUCGCUGGUGAGAAUCGGCGGCGUGGAAGGUGACUGGGUGAAGAGAGCGCUGUCGGCUUUGAUUCGACCGUCGUCGCACCAGCAGAGGAGGAGAGCGGAUUUCCAGCACCGGAAGAGCCGACUCUCCGUCAUGUCUAGAGCCGAGGAUGGUGAUUCUUGAAUGGUAUUUAUGAAUCAGAAAAAGGUUUGGUAAAAUUACUUUUUUCCUCCUCUUCUUCUGAUCUCCGAUUCCGGCGAUUCUUGCCUGAAUCCGGUGGAGGCGCGGCCACGGCGCGGGGACGGGACGGGCCGAGAAGCGGAAGGAAAGUUCGGUCGGUCGACGGCCGGACGAAGCUUUGUAGACCUGGGAACCUCGGUAGAUGAAAACAAGAAAUUUUGUACAUGUCUACAAAUUGCUAUGGAAGGAGAUUUUGGGACCAAAUAGGAUAUUUUUCAUUUCCAGAAAAAUUGACAGAAUGGUUAAGGAAAUCGGAAUUGAAAGGAAAUUAAACGGGGCUCAAUUUAGCCAAACGGAAUAUUAAGCAAAGUUAACCGGCUUCCAUUCCAGCCGGAUCCGUCCUCUGACGUUUGCCGUAAGCGUCGGCGUGCGUCCGUUCCCCGUCCACCGUCGUCCGUGUUAUUCGUCGUCGUCCGUCCCGUGUGUGCCGUCGUGAUUCCCGUCAGCCUUCGUCGUUUCCGUCGUCAUCAUUUCCAGGUAUUUAUUAUAUAUAUUCCGUUAAUUUCUUUCCAAUUAUAUUUAUGAUUAUUAUUAUUCCUUUGGCUCCGUUUACUUUUCUUCAUUUCUCUGUUGGUUGAAGGUUAGGUUUGGAAUCCAGGGAAGGCCAGCUCAGGAGACUCUGAUUAAUUAAUAUAAUGAUAAUUAUACUUUUCCCAUUGCUUAACAAGUUGGAAAAGCUGGAAACUUCUGCGGGGGCUCUCUAUAUCGUCGUGUGAAGGACCUUCAUUAGAGAACGAUUUGGAGGAAACGAAAGUAACGUGAUUAGUGACACUAAUUAAAGAAAUGGGAAUUAAAAUAAAUAAAUAAAUGGAAAAGAAAGUGUCGACACUCGACAGACAGAUGGGCUGAUUAAAGUGCGAACAGCGAACACAAGAAGCUUGGUGGGAAAUUAAAGCGGCAAAUUCAAAGCUAAGGAAACGGAGAAACCAACCAGGCAACCACCUUGGACUAAUUAAUUAAGUAGAGUAACCGCUAGCUAGGUGAACUGCCAUGAAACGUAUGAACUCUCUUACAAAACUUAUUACGACCGGUCUAACACCUACUUUUUACAUCUGCGGGGGAAGAAAAAAAAAUAUUUCCAUCAAGGCAAGAAAAACAAACGUGAUGUUGAAUUACUUAUAAAAAAGAAGCACGGAA
This is a messenger RNA of Linum trigynum, 3856 nucleotides long. The record is from the annotation of a GenBank genome assembly. NCBI's taxonomy places the organism in Eukaryota, Viridiplantae, Streptophyta, Magnoliopsida, Malpighiales, Linaceae.